AUGACCACUUCGCCUAGCAUGUUCAUGGAGACCGUCUCGCCAAACGAUGACGCACCGUCCGCGUCGUCUUCAUCCUCCAAUUCGACGGUACUGGACGUUGACUCUCUGGAGUCGCAGUUUGCGCAACCGUCAGUGCUCAAGGCGUCGAAGGAUGCCACCGCCUCCCCCGAGGUCGUCGUGCCCGUUAAUGGCAGCCAGCCACAGCACGUGCUUCCCCCACUGCGCGUCAUGACACAGAAACUCCCCGUCGAGGAGAGAGAUUACGUGGACCCUACACUGUUCUCCCCAGAAAUAUCUAGACACGCCAUGGAGGUGGCGCAUCGUCGAGCCAAAGCUAUCGCCACGGAGGUAAAGGAGAUGAAUGAGCUGGAGAGCGAAGUGGCAGGCGCCGCCAAGACUAAAAUGUCUCCAGCUGAGGCCGUGGGGAUCAUCGGCGGCGCCUUUGCGAGUUCAUUACAAAAAGCGAAGAAACUGGUGAAACCUGGUACAAAAGAGUAUGAUUUACUGUCUGGGACGUCCCCGUCGGCAGGGAUGUCGAAACUGGACGAUCUUGACACGGAUGGAGACGGACUGCAGCUCUCGCCUGAUGCGACUCAUACUGACGGAAAACAUUUCCGCACACCGAAACUAAGACCGGCAUUGAAGCGCAUCUCGGCGUACUCGGCAGCUGCACUCGAGUCAGAGAAGAAGACGUCGAGUACGCGACUACAGAAGAAAAAGGGUAUCCAAUGGCACGAGGACGUUGCCGAUGAGGAAUUUUACGAAGACGACAGUGAAGAACAGGAAACCCACUCGUUGAUGAACGCAGACGGCGAUGGCAGCAGCAACGGCAACGGCAGUCCUCGACCACAGAUACUGAACUACAGUAGCAAGAAUGACGGACAGCUUACGCCGCGUAGCAAGAAGAAGCGCAAAAAACUGGUCAGAUCCAUGAUGCGUCGAUUGACGCCUCGUGAGAAGGAAGAGCUGUACAGACAACGACCAGACCUGAUGAUCGUGCCCAAUUGGGCGCAGAAAUAUCGCGAAGAACUUGCUGGCGAAGACUCGACUCGCUGGAACGCCUGGCUGCUCGGACUUAUCUCGGUGCUGGCGGUGCUGCUGCUGCUGUUUAUUCUCCUCAUCGUGCGGCAGCGUGCCGCCGCAGUGGCGAAAUGAUUCUAGUAGCUGGACCCAUUAGAGAAGAGUGACCAGUUGGGAAAUGGUCUCCUCCCAUUUUUUUGCUGCUUAAUGUUUGGCUUGUUGAACCUUAUAGCUGGGUCGCGCACGGAACCGAAGAUUCGCGCACCAGGACACAACUACGAACUUACUUUCCAUAAUAUUUACUGGAACGUCAAGAUUGUUUUACUUUA
Molecule: messenger RNA, 1349 nt
Organism: Phytophthora infestans T30-4
Lineage: Eukaryota; Oomycota; Peronosporomycetes; Peronosporales; Peronosporaceae
Exons: 2
Coding region: 1-1155 (384 amino acids)
Source: RefSeq, a predicted model, not a curated record